Messenger RNA from Ictalurus punctatus (channel catfish), 4239 nucleotides. RefSeq names its product spartin b (gene spartb). The transcript is spliced from 8 exons. Bases 177 to 1916 code for a protein of 579 amino acids. Lineage: Eukaryota; Metazoa; Chordata; Actinopteri; Siluriformes; Ictaluridae. The record is from RefSeq and is a predicted model, not a curated record. Gene Ontology annotation, cellular component: plasma membrane. Gene Ontology annotation, biological process: negative regulation of BMP signaling pathway; cell division.
CAUUACUAGAUGGUUUGUAGCUUCGUGAAUGUGUGUAGGACGGUGAUGUAAAAGGCAGCAACGCAGAAUCCUGGACUCACAAACUGUCAAACACACAGAGGGACUGGAAUAAACUGACACUUAUUUAGCGUACCUGCCCAGCUUCACUUCUGUACACCAGCUCGUUUCUUUUGGGCAUGGAGAAAUCGAAUCAGGAUCGCUUCAACAGAGCCAGACUGCAGGUGAUCAAUGACAGCUAUGAACGGGCGUUCGAGUGCAUUACCAAGGCUCUUUCUGAGGACGAGGCGGGGCGCAAGACAGAGGCUUUGGAGCUUUACCGUCGGGGACGUCAGCACCUUCUCAGAGGGCUCAGCGUGCCCACGCAGGGAGACGAGUGCGUGGGCACUCAGUGGGAUUCUGCACGGCAGAUGCAGCAGAAGAUGCAGGAGACUCUGAACAACAUCAUGUCUCGGUUAACAGUGCUGGAGAACAGCCUGGUUCCUUCAGCUCCUCCUUCUGCUCCGAGCAGACCAGGCAACGGGGCGUCUUCUCAGAACCUGUACCCUGCACUCCCAACGAGACCGCCACCGCCCACGGUCCUGUUCUCCAACGGAAAAGCUGCAGGAACCGAACGACCACCUGCGUACUCCCCGCAAGCCGCCGAUGGACACGUCAGUAUUUCAUAUGGAACAGCUGCAGGAGAGCUGUCUUUAGUCGGGGAUGAGUUCUACAGUCACACGUCCAGCUCGAGCACCUCGUCACAGAUCCUUGGGGAAGAAGGAGAGGAGCUGUUUUUCCUGCCCAACGGCGUCCAGAUCUUUUUCGUCAGCCCCGAUGGACACGUGAGCGCACCCUCUUACCCAGGAUACCUGCGCAUCGUGAAGUUCACCAACGACCGUCCGGAGACGAUGCCCACCCGGCCACCUGCCUUCCUACAAGUGUGUGACUGGCUUUAUCCCCUCAUGGCCACGGACUCUCCAGUCCUGCUCUGUAACACAGGAGUCUACAUGUUCCCUGAUUUGAUGGCUCCCUCUCCAGGCUACUACGUCGGCGUGGUGCUGUCCUCUGAGCUGCCCCAGUCAGAGCGUGACCGCUUCCAGGACGUCCUGUCUCACCUGACGGACCUGAGAGUCCAGCCGUCUGGUGAAGCAGAAGACACUAUUAACCUGCCUCAGAAGGUGCCCAUAGAGCCAGUGGUGCCUGAGGUGGCGCCCUCUGCUGAGGAGGAGAACGCACUUCCAGAGUGGAGCGAGAAAGUGGCUCAUGGGAUUCUUACAGGAGCUUCCUGGCUGAGCUGGGGAUUAGCGAAGGGGGCGGAGUACACCGGGAAGGCCAUCCAAAAAGGAGCAUCCAAACUGAGGGAACACAUCACCCCCGAUGACAGGCCAACCCAAGUCAGCCCUACGGUCACUAAAAGCCUCCACGUAGCCAAGCAAGCCACAGGAGGAGCUGUGAAAGUCAGCCAGUUUCUGGUGGAUGGGCUGUGCACCAUCGCUGGUCAUGUGGGCAGAGAGUUAGCCCCUCACGUAAAGAAACACAGUGCUAAACUGAUCCCAGAGUCCAUGAAGAAAGACAAGGACGGACGAUCCAAUAUAGACGGGGCCAUGGUCGUAGCUGCAAGUGGAGUUCAAGGAUUCGCCACGAUGUGGACAGGCCUGGAAACCGCAGCCAAGAACAUCGCAAAGAGCGUAGCGACCGAGACGGUCACCACCGUCAAGCACAAGUAUGGGGCUGAAGCAGGGCAGGCCACCGAUCACGCCGUCAACUCCGCCAUUAACGUGGGCGUCACCGCCUUCAACAUCGACAACCUGGGCAUCAAGGCCAUGGUGAAGAAGACGGGUAAAGAAACCGCACACGCCAUUCUGAAAGACUACAGAGUGCAAGACGGAGAGGCGGAGACGGAGAAACGAGAGGAGAAGCCCAAAGAGCAGAAAUAGACUGCUGUAAUGUAAUGGACAGGGUUCUAACACUGACCUGCUUUGGUUUGUUUAUUUACACAAAAUAACCUCUACUGGCUCUCACUGUCUCAUUAUUUACCAACAUGCUGCCUAUAAAUUCUAAUCGGAGUCUAUUUUUAUACCGAUGAACUCCUCUUUUUAAGAAUCCUAACGGAUUUUGAAGAUCUCUAGCGUUGCCUUAUUAUCCGCUAGCCGUGAUAGUCGUCUACUGUAGUUUCAUCCAGAACACCUUUUACUUUGGCCUUUAUUCGUCAACGUCGUGACUUCGACGCGAUCAAAAUCCGAACCAUUACAGUUUCACUCUUCAUCCCUUCAUCCUCCCAGAUGACGAUGUUGCGUCGGGUCGGAGAGCGCAUGAAUCCGAGCGUCACGUUUCAACAGACCACGAUCUGUGGUUAAAACGAAUUGAAUUCAAACUAGAGUUAACGUAAUACGCUAAGUUUUUCAAUCAAAUCUGGUUCCGUAGCACAUUUAAUUAAUAAAUCAUUCAAGUUUCUUGCCAAGAACAUGUAAUCAAGCAUGGUUAUUAAUCACAGUCCAUCAAAGACUAAUAAUAAGUGGAAGGAGCCUCCAGUCCAAGUGGUUUGUAACAGGGUUAUAUUAAAGCGGUAUGUUUUCUGCCACAGGAACGUUUACAGGUUUAUCAGUAGCGUAAGUUGUUGUUUUGUUUUUUUUUCCCCCCUUUCUAUCAUAUUAACGUGAAGAAAAGGUGAUGGAAUGAUUAUAUGGCCGCCGGAACACGCAGGACCAGGAGGUAACUCGUUUCACGGACGCUCCACAUGAUUAAACACAGUUAUAAAUGGGGGAAAAAAAAAGGAUGCCCUUCUUUUGUAAACGAAUGAUUGUCGUCCGUCUAGGAUUUCAUGAUUUCGCGAUCGCAGAAACGAACACACAAUCGAGCAAACCCCGCAAUAUUCGGAGGAGCUAGCCAUUUUUAAAAAAAAAAAAAAAAUUAUUUUUUUUUUCACAAUUACCGCAGAGUUUCUGCAGAUUUGGGCCAAGACACGUCAUCAGAACGUAUGAUUCAGCCAAAAGCCCUCUUCCAUUCACGUGCGUUGAACAGGAGCGCAGCGAAAAGGUCUCAUUUACCAACAAACAUUACCGGGACAGACAAUUUCACCAAUUCCAGUCCAAAAAACACAGCGAAAUCGAGUCUUCUUCCUAAAUUCUCAUUCAUUCCUGUGUGUGUGUGUGUGUGUGUGUGUGUGUGUGUGUGUGUGUGCGUGGUUCAGACAAGAACGUACACUUUGACAUAUAAGGGCCAAAGUUAUUUAGCGAUACACCCCUAAAGAUAAACCAGUAGUGGUUUUAGUAAUGUUUCUAAAACAUUCCUGUUCUGUGUCUAAAUGCUGCACUAGAUCUAUAGAUUAUAAAUGAUUAUAGAUUUACAUGCUUUAUUUAUAAAGAUAUAUAUAUAUAUUCUGUCAUUGCAUCUCUUUAAGCUUUACACUGUUCGAUUACAAGUCCGGUAGAUUAGAUUAGAAGAAAGAAUAUUAAGUCGGAUGUCUUUUUGAAGAUGCGCGUUAUUGACUACUAAUCAAUGAGAGAAAUGAGAUCAAAUAUUUUAAUAUAUAAUUUUAGAUUUUUAGAUAUUUUAUUGGAAGUCCUUUUGAACUAAAGCUAAUAUUUGACUGAUGCAUUGCUAUGCAGUUAGUGUGUGUGUGUGUGUGUGUGUGUGUGUGUGUGUGUGUGUGUGUGUGUGCGUGUGUGCGUUUGCUGCUGUUAUUUUAAUAUUUCCAGCCAAGCUAACAGGAUUGAGAAAUGAUUUGAUUGACAUGUGGGUGAACUUGAUCUGAGCUGCUUAUGUGUGCACCAACAUUCAGACGCUGCUAGUUCUCCAAAGAAACUCCGACUCGGGCCGUUCAGUGCAGACGUGUCUGGGAUAAAAAAUCAAUGAAAAAAAGAAACUAUGUACUCACAUUUUACAAUUUCUGUUAAUAAGGAAAUGAAUGAAUAAAGAUGUUCAUUGAAAUGUGGGGGUGUGCUGCAGGACAACGAUCCAAAACAGAAUUGGCAGGAAAUAGUUGAAAUGUUUGUCUUUUUCUCCCCGUUUCUUUUAAACUGUAUGAAAGGAAAAGCAACACAUGGUCAAGCAUCGCUUCAGACUGCAAUGGAAAACCACUCGUGUGUGUGUGUGUGUGUGUGUGUGUGUGUGUGUGUGUGUGUGUGUGUGUGUGUGUGUGUGUCCCUCUUGUUCACUGCAUUCUUCUUACUGUGUAAGCAUUAUAUUUAACUGCAGAUAAAUAAUGGUUAAAUAUUAAUAGAAUUAUCUGACACAAUAAACCGUGCUACUCCUAGCCGA